Chenopodium quinoa (quinoa) is the source of this 1976-nucleotide messenger RNA. RefSeq lists its product as uncharacterized. The transcript is spliced from 3 exons. Bases 969 to 1286 code for a protein of 105 amino acids. The record is from RefSeq and is a predicted model, not a curated record. Lineage: Eukaryota; Viridiplantae; Streptophyta; Magnoliopsida; Caryophyllales; Amaranthaceae.
UUCAUAUUAUUGUUUAUGCCAGUGCUGCUUUUACAAGUACUUUUUUGAUGCUUUGAAAAUGACGCAAAUUGCAAAUUAGGCUUUAGUUAUAAGCGUCAAUUAGGACCGGAAAUUCUACUUUUGUGUUUUGGCAUUUUAAGUUUUUACUCAUCCCCUUGAUUAAUUUGAGUUAGUGAUCUUGUAGGAUCUGGAUAUAAUAAUACAAAUCAAUUACAUGUGUUUUUAUACUGUUCAAUUACUUUUUAUUUGGUACGCAAUUGGAACAAGAGCACAACUCUUGUAAUUGGCUUUGUGUUGUUAUUGUGUUUGUAUAGAGUUGUGCCCAAUUAAUUCCCUAAAUAAAUGAUUUUGUUUAUCUGGGGGUAUAAUUGUCUUUUCAAGUACCAAAGGAGGGUUUCAUGCUUCUUUUUAUGUACUAGUUGAGGGGUACAUGUGUAAUUUUCUAAAUUGGACACCUCACCAAAAGUACUGAAUAAAUGACCACAUUUUUUUAAUAUAUUUACAGAAAUGUCACCUGAUUAACAAAAAUUCGUUUAUCCGGCAGAUAAACUUGUAUUUGUCGGUUUAUACAUGUGUAGGAGAGAUAUUAGAUGAUUGAUUAAUGAAAAUGUCAAUGUCGCAGAUGUCUAAGCUUAGCUAUUCUAAUCAUGGAUGAUAACAGGUAUAAUGUGGGAUAGGUUUUUGUCUUCAGCCAAUCACCCAGCUUGAUGAAUCCUCCUAAGGACACGGUUGUUACAAAGAUAAUACUAUCCAAGUCUUCUGCUAAAGAGUCAAAAUAAUACUAUCCAAGUCUUUUGCUGAAGAGCCAAAUCAUCAAUAACUAUAUACUAAAAGAGAGACUAGGAGUGCCAUAUGUCAUCUUUUGGUUAAAAAUUUUCCCUCCAAAAUGUAUUACUAGUAUUUAUUUUUUUGUCAAAUCUUCUUAAACAAUCUUCCAUUUUCAGAAUGAGCCCCUUUUAGACUUUAAUAUGUUCCUUUUCUUUGCAAGAAGCUCAAAUCAUGACGAAUGUCCAUGGAGCAUGUUGAGGUUGUUGCUCCUGAUCCAAAGGCUGAUGAAGUAUUGGUUAGGAUUGAGGCAGCAACUGAUCAAUCCAAAGGCUGACAAGGUAUUGAUUAAGAUUGAGGCAGUAACUCUGAAUCCGAUUGAUUGGAAGAUACAGAACAGUAUUCUUCGGCCUACAAGUUCCCCACAAUACCAGGAAGCAGCUUGGUCAUUUUGUCUGCAGGUUUUGUGCUCUGCCUUUUAUCACCUUGCCUUUUUACAUGGUAAGCUUUUGUGGUUCUGACUAUUUAUGUGUUUUUGUUUGUGUUUAGAGCUUUCAUUGUUCAGGAAGGUUACAUAUUGUUGGUUCUCUUUUGGGUUGUCAUAUCUACGAGCAGGUGGUGUGCUUAAAGCCUUUUACUUUGUUGUCUUCGAUGGGGUUGCUUUUGGGGUUUGAUUGAAAUCUGCAGUUGAGGGAUUAUCUUCAGUAAUAUGCUAUGUGCUAGAGUAUUGAUAAUUGGUGCUAAUGGGUUUGUAUGUUAAUUGUUUAAGGACUUGGAUUUAUCAGGGUUAUAUUCUUAUUCAUAGUUCUCUAUAAUUCUGCUGAAAUUUCGGAUAGUGGUUAUCUAUGUAAGAGCACCCUUUACUUACUAUACUACCUAGGCAUUAUAUUGUUAGAGGAAGGCUUAUAAGACCAGUGUCCUAGUAUAGUCAAAGGAUUUGAUUAGCAGUAAAUCAGAGAUGUUUUUGUUCAUUGAUGAUCUUUGCCUCUCUUCUUGGUAUUCAUUUUAUGUUGCUUUUGUUUGUCUUUUUAUAUAAGAAUCUAGAAACAAUAGUCAAGGAAAAACAAUAUAAUCAGGUCACUAAUUGUGGCUGCCAAUGUUUAUGAAUCUGUCUAUUUGAUCUACCUUCUGCAAUUUGUUUUAAUUUUUUUUUUUUUUUUUGCAUUUAUACAAUUGUUUCCUCUUUUACUCUUUACAUUAUUAUGUUUGUU